AUGGAUGAAACACUAAGUAGCAGAAGUUACGAUGAUUAUCGUAGCAGAUCAAGAUCUCCGUCACGGCGUGGAUAUGGAAACUAUGAAAAUAACUACCAUGAUGGUGUAGACCCAUACUACGAUGAUUCAAGAAGAGGAGGUAGAUAUGGUGGUGGUAGAGGUAGAAAAGGUACUAAUUUUCGUACUGGUCGUAGAAGAGGCGGUAGAUACGCAGGACCUAUAAGCAAUUCUUUCAGAAGAGAACGUCCUGGUUUCCAGGUACGUAAAUAUGACCCACCACCAACAAAUGUUACACCAGUAGAUAGAAAUUAUGACAAUACCAUAUUUGUCGGUAAUCUAUCAUUUGAUUGCACUGCUGAAGAUUUGAGAAAUUUGUUCAUUGAAGUAGGUGAAGUGGUGUCUGCCGAUAUUAUUUAUUCUCGUGGUCGUCAUAAGGGGAUGGGAACAGUGGAAUUUACUGAUCCUCGGAUGGUAAAAGAUGCUAUAAAUCAAUUUGAUGGUAUCACUUUUAUGGAUCGUGAAAUAUUUGUGAAACAGGAUCGUGCACCUCCAAUUUCAGAUAAGCAUAAUAGCGAUUAUAAUAAUGAAAAUGAUACCAUUGUUGGUAGUGGUAGCGGAAGAAGAUUAGAAUUUUCCAGUAGAGAUUCUAUAAAUUCAACUUGGGGAGUUCGUCCAUCUCCAUUACAAUUACAGUCACAACAUGGUCAGUUAGAUGGAUAUGAAGUGUUUAUUAUCAAUUUACCUUAUUCGACUACAUGGCAACAAUUGAAAGAUCUUUUUAGAGAAGCAGGUGAUGUGAUUAGAGCAGAUGUCGAAUUAGACUAUAGAGGCUAUUCAAGAGGUUUUGGAAAUGUUUUUUUUGCAACAAAGGAGGAAAUGUAUAGAGCUAUUGAAUUGUUCAAUGGGUAUGAAUUGGAAGGUAGAGUGCUAGAAGUUAGAGAAGGUCGUUAUAACUAUUUAUUGGAAGAAAAUAAUGAUUAUAAUUAUAGAGAUGAAGGAAGAUUCGAUAAUUCAAAUGGUGGAAGAAGAAGGAGUAGAAGACCAAGAGAUUAUUAUAUGGAUGAAGAACAAAGACAAGAAAGAGAAUAUGAUGUGCCAGGCUCAGAUUUUCUAGAAGGUAUGGUAGGUGGGGGUGAAAAGAAUAAUUUUGUUUAUUGUUCUAAUUUGCCAUAUGCAACUUCGUCGAGUGAUUUAUAUGAAUUGUUUGAAAGUUUUGGGAAAGUAGAAAGAGCAGAAUUAAAAUUUGAUAAGACUGGUGCUCCGACAGGUAUUGCAGUUGUUGAAUAUGUUGAUGCUGACACAGCAGAAAUUUGUAUUGAAAGAUUGAAUAACUACAAUUAUGGUGGAAAUGAUUUAGCAGUGUCUUAUGCACAACAUAACACUAAGUUAUGA
Molecule: messenger RNA, 1392 nt
Organism: Arxiozyma heterogenica
Lineage: Eukaryota; Fungi; Ascomycota; Saccharomycetes; Saccharomycetales; Saccharomycetaceae
Gene: GBP2
Product: single-stranded telomeric DNA-binding/mRNA-binding protein
Exons: 1
Coding region: 1-1392 (463 amino acids)
Cellular component (GO): ribonucleoprotein complex; cytoplasm; nucleus
Molecular function (GO): mRNA binding
Source: RefSeq, a predicted model, not a curated record